AUGGGUUGGAUUCCAUGUUCUGGAAGUUCCAACACUAAGAAGAAGAUUAAGAAGAAAUUGGAUGAAGUGGAAGAUAUGCGUGAUGCGAUCAAAGCCAACCCAGGGAAGUUAAAGAAGAAUUCAUCUGUGAGUUCCAGAAGUUCCUCUAAAAAUGGAGACUCUGAACACAUUGCUGCACAAACGUUCCCUUUCCGUGAGUUAGCAGCUGCUACUAGAAAUUUUAGAGCAGAAUGUCUUUUGGGCGAGGGAGGCUUUGGCAGAGUCUACAAAGGGCAUUUGGAAUCUGUUAAUCAGACUGUUGCAAUUAAGCAACUUGACCGAAACGGGCUACAAGGAAAUAGAGAAUUCCUUGUUGAAGUGUUGAUGUUAAGUCUUCUUCACCACCCUAACCUUGUCAACCUGAUUGGUUAUUGUGCUGAUGGAGAUCAAAGGCUUCUAGUUUAUGAAUAUAUGCCAUUAGGAUCCUUGGAAGACCACUUAUAUGAUGUUUCUCUUGGCAAGAAACGACUUGACUGGAAUACGAGAAUGAAAAUAGCUGCCGGCGCAGCAAAAGGGUUGGAAUAUCUACAUGAUAAAGCUAACCCUCCCGUCAUAUACCGAGAUUUAAAGUGCUCCAACAUUUUGCUUGGUGAAGGGUAUCAUCCUAAGUUAUCUGAUUUUGGUUUGGCUAAAGUUGGCCCGGUGGGGGAAAACACGCAUGUAUCAACAAGGGUUAUGGGAACUUACGGAUAUUGUGCUCCGGAGUAUGCAAUGACGGGUCAACUGACUCUGAAAUCAGAUGUUUAUAGUUUUGGUGUCGUUCUUCUAGAAAUCAUAACCGGAAGGAAAGCAAUCGACAAUUCAAAAUGUGCUGCAGAGCAGAAUCUUGUUGCAUGGGCCAGACCUUUGUUUAAAGAUCGAAGAAAAUUCACGCAAAUGGCUGAUCCAAUGCUCCAAGGUCAGUAUCCUUCAAGAGGGAUAUACCAAGCGCUCGCUGUAGCAGCAAUGUGUGUUCAGGAGCAGGCGAAUAUGCGUCCAGUUAUAGCUGAUGUUGUGACAGCUUUGAGCUACCUUGCUUCCCAAAACUUUCAGCCGAAUACGCAGACGGUACAAAGCUCUCGCCUCGGUUCCGGUACUCCUCCUCGAAGCAGGAGGGGAGUUUGA
Messenger RNA from Lathyrus sativus (Indian pea), 1143 nucleotides. The record is from the annotation of a GenBank genome assembly. Lineage: Eukaryota; Viridiplantae; Streptophyta; Magnoliopsida; Fabales; Fabaceae.